GUUGCAUCUACUCCAGAUUGUAAACAUGGUAGAAUUUAAUGCUGGUUCGCUGAUUGUUACAUUAACAAAUCCUAGCUUGUUCUUUGCUUCAAGUGCCCUAGUCAUUGCUCAAUUCCAUGUGAAAGACAAGAAAGAGCUAGAAAGAAAACUGGACCAGAUCUGGAUAGAGAAUCGCAAAUUAUGGGUGAAUACCCCAAGGUAUGAUGAGGCACAGAAGGACACAAGGGUGCAGGAAAAUAAGCGCCAUCCGGAAUCAAAAAUUCAGAGAAGGAGCUAUGUUGAGGUGGUGAGAGGCCAACAAGCAAACAGACAGAAUGAGGAAGGAACAACCCAGCUUAUAGAAAACCAAACUGAAAGGCACAGGCAGAGCAGAAGUAAAUCUAGAGCCGGAAAGCUGAGCAACAAUGGCAGACAAGUAUGGCAGGAAAAAGGAAAAAGUGACAGGUGGGUUGGAUUCGAGUACAAUGUCAAAGCAGAAGAAUACACAUGGCUGGACGGGUGUUAUGUAGGAAAGGUCCAUAAUGUGGAAAUGGUCCGCAAUCUUCAGGAAAAAUUCUACAUGGAAGGGUAUUUUUCUUGUCGAAUUCGUGCUAUGGGAGGAAAAUUAGUGCUGUUAGAUGGUGAUGACAAAGAUGAAGUAAAAGCUCUAGUGGAGAUGGCAUCCGAAUGGUUAGGAAGAUGGUUUGAAGAGGUUCGACCAUGGUCUCCAGAAAUGGUCGCUGAUGAAAGAUUUGUAUGGAUUAGAUGUCAAGGAGUUCCUUUAAAUGCUUGGGGGCCAGAGUUUUUUGCAUCCAUGGGAGCCUCAUGGGGCAAAUUUAUUUGCCUUGAUGAUAGUACAAGCCAGAAGAGGAGGUUCGACAUCGCCAGAUUCUUAAUUUCAACUCCGAGUAUGAACACCAUUUCAGUUAGAAGACAAAUCAAAAUCAAUGGGUCUUUCUACAAUGUCAAGUUCACGGAGGAGGAGUUCACCAAUAGUUUUUUCUCCUUGAAGCAAGAUUUCAUGCCCACCUUCCAAAGUGAAUCUGAAGACUAUGAAUCAUGGUCGCUGGGUAGUGAAAAUGAGGGAUUUGAUUUUGGAAAUAUGGCAGAGAUGGAGCAGGAAAAAGAAAGAACAGAGGAGGCGGAGAAAGAAGAUGAUGAGGUGGCACACACAGUGGCGGACAGCCUGGAGCAGGUUCAAAUUUUGAAUUAUGGAAAAACCAAAGCAGCAGGGGAACUAAGGUCGCAGCAGGUGGUGAAUGACGAAAAUUCAGCAAGGCCGGGUGAAAUGGAAAAGAGUAAUUUGGGUCAAAUGAAAAUUUUGAAUAGGAGUCAUAAGAGGAAGCCUAAUCCACAAGGAGCCAGCCCAAGUAAUGUGGAGUCCACCAAUGUGGGCUUGGGCCAUAAAACUUUAAACCCAAGCCUAUUACUGGAUAAAGAAAUGGAGGAGUCUAGAAUUGGUGAGGCUGAAUCGGCAACAGACAAAAAGCUGGGAGGAGAGCUGAAAUGGAAGCAAAGUCAAAGCGCAGAAGAACAGAGGAGCGAAGGUGUCUUGUUUCGACCGGAUCUGGAAAGUGACGAAGUGCAAAGACAAGAGGGAGUCCAAGGUCGGAGGGGUUUCGAGCAUGCAGAGGUAUAUAGCCAAGAAGAGAACUGGUUUCGGGAAGAAGCUGAGGGCAAAGAAGAACAGAGGAGAGAAGGAGAUCUGAUUCGGUCUGCUCUUGUAAGUGACGAACAGCAGAGACAUGAGGGUGACCAUUUUCGGAGGGGUCUCGAGCAUGCAGAAGAACGGAAUCAGGAUGGGGAUGGUUUCGGGGAAGAGGAUGACGGUGAUGAUGAGCAGAGGCAAGAAGGAGAUCUGACUUGUAAAGGCUGCGAGUGUGAGGGAAAAGAGAGGCAAAACCGAAAGUUGAGGCAGAUGAAGGGAACUCAACAGAAAAGGAGGAAGAAAAUCAUACUCUGUAGUUCGGUUUACCAAAGGGAAGAAGCUGCUGGGGAAAGAAAGCAAAGAUUGAAUGGUCAUAGGAGAAAAAUCAAGAAAUCUAUGGAGGAGAAGCAGAUGCUGGAGUUUCUAAGGAGCCCAGAAGGUGAAGUAGCGGAUAUCUCCAUCGGUGAUAGUGGAAUUCAAAACUGCAACAGGAUGCUGAAAAAACAACUUCAAAAUCAGUUAGCUAAAGAAAUAUGGCAGUUAGCUAAACAACUGGGGGCCACAGCAGAUAACGAUGAUGUGAUUUUGGAAAAAAUUGAAGAAAUGGAAUGUAGAGACAGACAAGCAGAGGAUGUGAAGAGGAAACGGGAAGAAGAUAAUGCACAGAAGGAGCUGAUUGAGGGGAAUAAUUUCAUUGGGGUGUGUGGUACUUGGGGAGAGGAUCAGACGCUAGUGUAUGUGCUCAAUGUUUAUUCUUCAUGUCUUUUGAUGGGAAAAAGAACUUUAUGGGAGGAUCUACUGAAUUUGAUGAAUCGAAGAAGAGGAAAGUGGUGUAUAGGGGGUGAUUUCAAUGCUAUAAGAAAGGUAGGGGAAAGGGAGGGGUGUAGGAGUCUAACUACGGAAAUGAGGGAGUUUGAUAGUUUUAUUCAAAAUGCUGGACUAGUUGAUUUAUCUUUGGUGGGCAGAAAAUAUACCUGGUACAGCUCUAACAGCCAGUGCAUGAGUAGGCUUGAUAGGUUUUUGCUCUCAGAAGAAUGGCUUACAACAUGGGGGGAUGUAAAACAGUGGGGUUUGGAAAGAUCAGUGUCAGAUCAUUGCCCUAUACUCCUAAAGAAUGAAAGGGUUGAUUGGGGUCCAAAACCUUUCAAAUUUUUUGAUGCUUGGCUAGAGCAACCCGAGUGCAUGGAGGUGAUUAAAAAGGCAUGGAAUUCCACAGCACCCAAAGGCUGGAAGGGUUUCAAGUUAAAGGAGAAAUUGAAAAGAGCCAAAAAUGCUUUGAAGGAAUGGAGUGGCAAAUACAUGGCUGAUACUGAUUGUAAAAUAAAGGAAGCAGAAAGGGUAAUAGCUAUAGUGGAUGAGAAAGGGGAAGAUGGCACUCUCACGGCAGAAGACAUUGAAAUUAGGAAAGGCUGUUUCAUAGAGCUUUGGAGGAAUUUAAGAAUUAAGGAGAGCAUGUGGCAGCAAAAAGCAAGGAAGAUGUGGCUGAAAGAGGGGGAUGCAAACACAAAAUUUUUUCAUAGUUGUGUGAAGGGCAGAUGGAGACGAAACGAAAUUAUCAGCAUCCAAAUUAAUAAUAAGCAGCUCAGGGGAGUGGCUGAGAUAAGAGAAGAGGUGGCGAGCUACUUUCAAGGUUUAUUCACGGAAGAAAAGUGGCAGAGACCAAGGCUAGAUGGCAUUAAUUUUAAUCAACUUUCCCAGACGGACAGUGAGUCUCUUACGGCUGUUUUCUUUGAAGAAGAAAUCAAAAAUGCAGUUUGGGAUUGUGAUUCAUCAAAAUCCCCGGGCCCAGACGGGUUUAACUUCAGAUUCAUAAAGGUUAUGUGGGAGGACAUAAAACAUGAUAUUAUCAGUUUUGCUCAGGAAUUCCACGAGAGCGGGAAGCUGGUGAGAGGAUCAAACGCCUCAUUCAUAGUGUUAAUCCCGAAAGUAGAAAACCCCCAAAGAAUUGAGGAGUAUAGACCCAUCUCACUCAUUGGGGUGAUGUACAAGAUCAUUGCAAAGCUGCUAGCUAAUCGCCUCAGAAAAGUACUGGAUAAGGUCAUCGGGGAGCAACAGAUGGCAUUCAUAGGAGGAAGACAGCUGAUGGAUAGCGUUGUAAUUGCCAAUGAGGUGAUUGAUGAGGCAAAGAGGAAGAACACAAAGAGCUUUAUAUUCAAAGUCGACUUUGAAAAAGCCUACGACAAGGUCAGCUGGGAUUUCAUUGAGUACAUGUUCGGGAGGAUGGGGUUUCCAAUCAAAUGGAGAAAAUGGAUAAGGGAAUGCUUGCAAUCGAGCAUGAUUUCAAUUCUUCUCAAUGGAAGCCCAACAAGAGAAUUCCAAGUCAGCAAAGGAAUAAGACAAGUGGUGAAGGAGUUGUAUAAAGGAGUGAAGAUAGGCAACGGUAGUGUGAUGGUUUCUCAUCUUCAAUAUGCUGACGAUACAAUAUUUUUUGGUGAGGCAAUAGAAGAAAAUAUUCUUGCUAUCAAAUGCAUCAUGAGGACUUUCAAACUAGUCUCGGGGCUGAAAAUUAACUAUGGAAAAAGUCAGCUAAUGGGGGUCGGGAUUGAGGACAGUUGGAAGAGGAAGAUGGCCUACCGAUUAUGUUGCAAAGAGGGGGAAUUUCCGUUCAAGUACUUGGGAAUUCCAAUCGGAGGGAAUCAUAGGAAGCUAGCAAUGUGGCAACCGUUGGUGGAUUCUUUUAAAAAGAAACUUGCAAGUUGGAAAGGAAGACACUUAUCUUUCGGAGGUCGGAUCACGCUCAUAAACUCUGUGUUAUCCAGUCUACCUGUGUUCAUGAUGUCAGCCUAUCAAAUACCUAAAGGUAUACUCUAUACCCUUGAUAAAAUUCGUAGAUGUUUUUUUUGGGGAGGGGGAGAAGAGUUAAAAAAAACCAAUUGGGUUAAAUGGGAGAGGGUUUGUAAACAAAAGAAGUAUGGAGGACUAGGAGUGAGGGACUUGAGGAUAUUUAAUUUGGCGUUGAUGGGAAAAUGGUGGGGAAGGCUUGCAAAUAUAGAAAAGGGUUUGUGGAAGAGUGUCGUGAAAGGGAAAUAUGGACAAAAUGGGGGGCACUGGCUGGAUUGGGUGCGAGAUGGCAGAAAUGUAGGAUCUCUAUGGUGGAAAGAUGUACGAAAUCUCAAUGUGGGGGAUGGGGCAAAAGGGGGGUGGUUGUCAUCGGGUUUUAGAAUGAAGAUAGGAGAAGGGAAAGAUGGGAGUUUUUGGUGGGAUGAGUGGUGUGGGGAGGUUUGCUUGGCUAACAAAUUUCCUAGAUUAUAUCUCUUAUCAACAGGAAAGGAAAACAAAUGCCACCAAAUGGGCCAAAACGUCAACGGCACAUGGAAAUGGAACCUUGCAUGGAGAAGAACUUUGUUCGAGUGGGAAGAGGAGGACGCAAAGGAACUUAAAAGGAUGAUUGAGAAUGUGACGAUCACACCUGGCCAACCGGACAAAUGGGAAUGGAUUCAUAGCAACGAUGGUCAAUACUCAACAAAAACAGCUUACUUGGAGUUAGUAAAACAAAGAAGAGAACCGGAGGAAGCUGAAAUUUUCAAAAGAAUAUGGAGCAAGAUGCUCCCAAGUAAAGUUGCAGCUUUCAACUGGAAAGUAAUGCUGGACAGAAUUCCAACCAAGACAAACUUGCUCAAAAGAGGAAUUGUCAAAGAUACAGGAGAAAGAAAGUGUGUUCUGUGUGACAAUGAGGAUGAGGACUCUAACCAUCUGUUCUUGAAUUGCAGUAUUGCUAGAAGAAAUAAGUGAAUUAUGAAAUGUCCAUGAUAUGGAAUAUUUAAUUCAAAUUUUGGGUUCAACAUAACUUACAACACUUAUCAGUUUAACCAUUAAAAUAUGUUGUUUUAAGUUUUUUCGCUUUUAAUUUAAAUUUGAAAAUAAUAACUUCUUAAUAAAUGUAUUGUGGGAUG
This is a messenger RNA of Rubroshorea leprosula, 5520 nucleotides long. Lineage: Eukaryota; Viridiplantae; Streptophyta; Magnoliopsida; Malvales; Dipterocarpaceae. The record is from the annotation of a GenBank genome assembly.